CCAGAGCCCACCACACGGGCCGGGUUGGGGCUCCCGGCGGGAACCGGGUGGCCGAAACCCGGCCCUGGUCUACGUUUUAGGCGCUGGGCAGGGUCUGCCGAGAGCCCUCCUCGUUUUCUCCCUUUGCAAGGCCUAAUGGGAGUUGUAGUUUAGCGGUAGGAAGACCCGCUCGCCCAGUCCCUUCCCCCCAUUUCCUCUACGCCCCGGAUGAGGGCGAAGACUCAGGACAGCGGGGCCCGGCCCAGAGAAGGCCGAACUACAAUUCCCGAUGGACCCGAGAUUCCAGUACGCAGUCACAGGUGAUGCCAUGGAGAAUGGAAAACCUGGUCCAGUGCAGGUCGUUUUGGUUCAUAAAGAGCAGCACUCCUUUGAGCUAGAAGAGAGAGCCUUGGCCAGCGUCCUCCUCCAAGACCAUAUCCGAGAUCUUGAUGUAGUGGUAGUAUCAGUGGCUGGUGCUUUUCGAAAGGGCAAAUCCUUCAUUCUGGACUUUAUGCUGCGAUACUUAUAUUCUCAGAAGGAACAUGGUCAUUCAAAUUGGUUGGGUGACCCAGAAGAACCACUGACAGGAUUUUCAUGGCGCGGAGGCUCUGACCCAGAAACUACUGGGAUUCAGAUUUGGAGUGAAGUUUUCACUGUGAAGAAGCCAUGUGGGAAAGAGGUUGCAGUUGUUCUGAUGGAUACCCAGGGGGCCUUUGACAGCCAGUCAACUGUGAAAGAUUGUGCUACCAUUUUUGCUCUAAGCACUAUGACUAGUUCUGUUCAGAUUUACAAUUUGUCCCAGAAUAUUCAGGAAGAUGAUCUUCAGCAGCUACAGCUCUUCACAGAAUAUGGCCGUCUGGCAAUGGAUGAAAUUUUCCAGAAACCUUUCCAGACAUUAAUGUUUUUGGUUCGAGACUGGAGUUUUCCUUAUGAAUAUAACUAUGGACUGCAAGGAGGAAUGUCGUUUUUGGAUAAGCGUUUACAGGUGAAGGAACAUCAACAUGAAGAAAUUCAGAACGUUCGAAAUCAUAUUCACUCAUGUUUCUCGGAUGUCACCUGUUUUCUCUUACCACAUCCAGGGCUCCAGGUGGCCACAAGCCCUGACUUUGAUGGGAAAUUGAAAGAUAUUGCUAGUGAAUUCAAAGAGCAGCUACAGACUCUAAUACCAUAUGUACUAAACCCAUCUAAGUUAAUGGAGAAGGAGAUCAAUGGUUCAAAAGUCACCUGCCGGGGACUCUUGGAAUAUUUUAAGGCAUAUAUUAAAAUUUACCAAGGAGAAGAUCUGCCUCACCCGAAAUCCAUGCUUCAGGCCACUGCUGAAGCCAACAACCUGGCAGCCGCAGCCUCUGCCAAAGACAUUUACUACAGCAGCAUGGAGGAGAUUUGUGGGGGAGAGAAACCUUAUUUGUCUCCAGACAUUUUAGAAGAAAAGCACCAAGAAUUCAAACAACUUGCUCUGGACCACUUUAAGAAGACCAAAAAGAUGGGUGGGAAGGAUUUUAGCUUCCGUUACCAGCAGGAGCUAGAGGAGGAAAUCACAGAACUGUAUGAGAACUUCUGCAAACACAAUGGUAGCAAGAACGUCUUCAGCACCUUCCGAACCCCUGCAGUUCUGUUCACAGGCAUAGCUGUGUUGUACAUAGCCUCGGGCUUAACCGGCUUCAUCGGGCUUGAGGUUGUGGCUCAGCUGUUCAACUGUAUGGUUGGACUGCUGUUGAUAGCACUCCUUACCUGGGGGUACAUCAGAUACUCCGGGCAGUAUCUUGAGCUGGGUGGAGCUAUUGACUCUGGUGCAGCGUAUGUGUUAGAGCAGGCUUCUUCUCACAUUGGUAAUUCUACUCAGGCUGCCGUAAGAGAUGCCAUCGCUGGGAGACCACCUGCUGAUAAAAAAUCUCAAUAGCAUCUUAAUGGGAAGAUCCAGCAAGAGCCCAGUCAGCGUCUGGAUUUCUGCUAAUGCCAUCACGGGUUCAGUUCCAGGGGAAUGGCAGAUCUGAGACAGGGCACUGUAGUAAAUGAGCUGACCUUGGCUAUAGUUUCCACUU
Molecule: messenger RNA, 2021 nt
Organism: Rattus norvegicus (Norway rat)
Lineage: Eukaryota; Metazoa; Chordata; Mammalia; Rodentia; Muridae
Gene: Atl3
Product: atlastin GTPase 3
Cellular component (GO): endoplasmic reticulum membrane
Molecular function (GO): GTP binding; GTPase activity
Source: RefSeq, marked validated